Messenger RNA from Syngnathus typhle (broad-nosed pipefish), 3733 nucleotides. RefSeq names its product whirlin a (gene whrna). Gene Ontology annotation, biological process: auditory receptor cell stereocilium organization; sensory perception of sound. Gene Ontology annotation, molecular function: protein binding. The transcript is spliced from 13 exons. Bases 603 to 3605 code for a protein of 1000 amino acids. Gene Ontology annotation, cellular component: photoreceptor inner segment; plasma membrane; stereocilium tip. The record is from RefSeq and is a predicted model, not a curated record. NCBI's taxonomy places the organism in Eukaryota, Metazoa, Chordata, Actinopteri, Syngnathiformes, Syngnathidae.
UAUUCACCGUCACCGGCACCGGCUCACUCUCCACUCGGUCGCUGUAGUAACGCGUGGGAAGCGGAGGCAGCAAACUGGAGCUCACUUCAACCGGUAAUUGUUGCCUACACGCUUCAUUUUUGGUGGGGAAGUCAUGACGGAUAGUUAUUUCUGGCCAUUUUGACAUUGUUUGGAACUAAUUACAACAAACGGAGUAAUACUCAGAAGCUGGAACUUUUUGCAGGUUUUUCCUCCCCACCCCUUCCAUAAAAGAAGCCACCAGUUGGUCGGCGGUUUGGUGGCUCUGGGUGUUCGUUCCGCUUGGAAGCAGGUGUUGUCUACGAAGAGGCGGACACUAGAGAAGCGGCGACUCGCUGGCCACCUGACCCUCUGGAAAACAAGACGGCGGCUAAUGACACCGAGGGGGCGAACUUUGUGCAAGGUUGUUGCUUGGCGAGCUCGUUAAGUUCGUCCUUCCCCUCGGGAAUUGCAGUUUAAUUUGAAGACGUGGCUCGCAGCCUCGUCCUCCCUGCGCCCACGAUGCCAAACGCCGGCGUAAUCCCGAGGCAGGAUCCAGCAACGCCUGCGCUCUAACGUGCACCUGGUGUGGCACCGCGGCCGGGAUGAGCACCACCGACCUGGAGCGCGUGUCGCUCAGCUCCUCGGCCAACUCGGUGGCCUCGAGUGCGCGAACGCUCUCCGCCAACGUGAAGAAGCUUCACAACGCGCUCAACCUGCUGCUGAACGACUUCGAGAGAGAGCAGUUCAUCCACUGCCUCAAUGUCUACCACUCCAAGCGCAACGUGUACGACUUGGUGCAGACACUGAACGUCAUCCUCAACGCGCCCAGCAAGCGACAACUUCUCCCCAUGCUGCGGCUUGUCAUCCCCCGCUCUGACCAGCUGCUUUUCGAGCAAUACACCUCGGAGGGCCUCUACCUGAAAUCGGAUUUAGUUGCAAGCAACGGUACCACCGAGCCCCCGCCGGGCCACUUCCCCAACGCCAGCCCGAUUCCCCCGGCUCACUUUUCCCAGGACAAUCCAGCCGAGUUCCAGGUGGCGUUACGCGGAUCGCCGGAUAGCUUCAGCACUAGCAGUGAUGGGACAGCUCCCCUAGUGCCGCUCCUGGGCAGGAACUUUAUCCACGAGCCACCGGGCGAGCUGCGGCAGGUCACAAUGAAGCGGCACAAGAGUAACGAGGGCCUGGGUUUCAGUAUCCGUGGUGGUUCGGAGCACGGAGUGGGUAUUUACGUGUCCCUAGUGGAACCGGGCAGCCUUGCGGAGAAAGAGGGUCUCCGCAUUGGGGACCAGAUCAUGAAAGUCAACGAUAAAGUCUUUGACAACGUUUCCCAUGCUGAAGCAGUCAAGGUGCUGAAGGGCAAUAAAAAGCUUAACCUCUCUGUACGCUCAGUGGGGAGGAUUCCAGGCGGCUAUGUGACCAACCAUGUCUAUACAUGGGUUGACCCUUUGGGCCAUAGUGUGUCCCCUCCUCCUGACCUACCUGAACAUCACAGUGCUGCCCUCAGAAGAAGUGACAGCCAGCGACGUAGCAACAUGCAGCUCCUGCAGGAAGGAGAUGAGAAGAAGGUCAACUUGGUUUUGGAUGAUGGUCGAUCCCUGGGCCUUAUGAUCCGAGGCGGUGCUGAAUACGCGUUGGGUAUUUACAUCACUGGAGUGGAUCAUGGAUCAGCAGCAGAGUGUGGAGGGCUCAAGUCUCUGGCCAGCCCGCCCUUGCAAUCUUGCCCCUCCACCACUCCUUUCUGUUCCUUGCCCUCGUCGCAGGUCGGGGAUCAAAUUCUGGAAGUAAACGGCCGCAGCUUCUUGAACAUCCCUCACGAUGAAGCCGUCAGAGUACUGAAGUCGUCGCGGCAUCUGAUGAUGACGGUAAAAGAUGUGGGCCGCUUGCCUCUAGCCAGGACAGUUGUUGGUGAAACAAAGUGGAUUGCCAGCUCCCAAAUUGCAGAGAGCUCCGCAAACAGCAGUAUGGCAGGCUAUUCUGUUGACCAGGGAGCUUCUGGUGCUGGGAAGUCUGGUUUUUACAAGGGUGUGGCUGGAUCACAGGUGACCUUAUCUAGCUUGGUGAACCAGUCCAGAGCCAUGCUAGAAGAGCAAGCGCGUCACCUACUGACUGAGUCGGAACGCCAAACUAUGGGUUACUACUUGGAAGAGUAUCGAGAUGGACACAUUGGCGUGGAGCAGCUGGUCAUGGCGCUUUUCGAGCUGCUCAACACUCAGGCAAAGUUUUCCCUACUAUCAGAAGUGCGAGGCCUGGUCGCCCCGCAGGACCUGGAGCGUUUUGACGGGCUGGUGUUGCGCCGUGAGAUUCAGGCUCUCAAAUCAAGACAGGGCUCAGCAGGAGCUCCUAUCGUUCAGCCAGACACUCUAUCUAUGGUGUCAUACCCUGACACUCUGACCUCGUCUUCGGCCAGCUUCAUGACCAAUACCACUCUGAGCUCCACCCGGGAAAGGCUGCUGUGGCUGAUAGAUAUGAUGGAGAACGACUGUGUGGUGGAUACUAAUCAGCAAGAUCCCUUGGACAGUCUGAACACACUGCUGGCUGACAUCUCUCUGGAUGACAUACAGUCCACCACAGCUGACUCUCCCCCUUCCUUCAAGCCUCCACCCCCAUCAGGGGUGCAGAGGCGCAAGAGUAGAAGAGACCAGCUCAACAAAUGCCCCUCGUCCGAAUCCACACACACGGGCUUGCACUUCACAGUCCCCAUCCGGCCUAUCCACAACAAAAAGCCGGUUCACACCCCUUCAUCACCUUCACUACAUCGCAAACAAGAUCCUCCCACGUUGCCUUCCAGGGACUAUGCAGCUAUCCGAAAGAAAGAACUCUUGGCAUCCAAGAGAGAACAGAAAACCCCCUCUCAUUUGUCCAUGGUUGCCCAACAAAGUAUUGGCCCUUUUCCACGCGUCCAGUCCCCAAGCAGGGGCGCCAAACUGGCUGACUCAUCCCCUUCAGCAGCACCACCACCACCACCACCUCCACCCCCAAUCUCCGCACCUCCCCCUCCUCCUCCUUCUCUCCCGCUUAAGCCAGCCACAAUGUCCAAAGCCUCAUCCCCGGGCUCUAAGCAACAGUUUGUUACAGUGGAAGUUCACAGGCCCAACGCAGAGCCAGAUGUCAAUGAGGUGCGGCCGCUGCCCCAAGCUCGAGGUGGCGCCCUGUCUCAGCUGUCAGACAGUGGCCAGACUCUCAGUGAGGACAGCGGUGUGGACAUAGCUGAGUCAGGACACAUCAGCAGCUCCCAUUCCUCAUGCACACGACACCCUCAAGAUACCCAGGGGGGCGGGGGGGACAACCCCACCAAACCGCCAGGGCUGUUGGAGCCCACCUCCACAUUAGUGAGGGUGGCAAAGAGUGCAAGUACUUUGGGCAUCGCGAUUGAAGGAGGAGCCAACACUCGACAGCCACUACCACGAAUUGUCACAAUUCAGCGUGGCGGUUCAGCUCACAACUGUGGUCAGCUGAAGGUGGGUCAGGUGAUCCUGGAGGUAAAUGGGGUUUCCCUUAGGGGCCGUGAGCACAAGGACGCCGCACGCCUCAUCGCUGAGGCCUUCAAAACCAAAGAGAGGGACUAUGUGGACUUUCUGGUGACUGAGUUCAAUGUAGCACUAUAGCUGAGUAGGAGAGGAGACGAGCAGGGAAUCAAGGACAAAAAGGAGGAGGACUUUUUCAUUUUUAAAUGGCACAAGUCUUUAGCGGUGAACUAAAAGGAAAAUCCACCUCAUCUGUCACACAACCUUAU